AGCAGUGGUAUUAACGAACCCGAAGCCUCCGGCCAUGGCGUCGUCCUCAGGCAGCGCCAUCCAAAUCCCGAGCCGCCUGCCGCUGCUGCUGACCCCCGAAGCCGUGCUGCUGCCGGGCUCCACCAUGCGCGCCAGCGUGGACUCCCCGCGGAACAUGCAGCUGGUGCGGAGCCGGCUGCUGAAGGGCACGUCGCUCAAGAGCACCAUCCUCGGCGUCAUUCCUGACACGAAGGACCCGCUCAGCGACCUCGACGCUCUCCCGCCGCUCCACAGGAUUGGCACAGCUGCACUGGCAAUUCAGGUGGUUGGCAGCAACUGGCCGAAGCCCCAUUAUACGCUGCUGUUAACGGGCCUCUGCAGGUUUCAGAUUUUGCAGCUGGUGAAGGAGAAACCUUAUCCCGUUGCCGAUGUUGAACAGUUGGAUCGGCUGGAACAAUUUACCAACAAGUCCGAGGAGGAGCUGGGAGAGCUGCCGGAGCAAUUCUACAAAUAUGCAGUGCAGCUGGUGGAGAUGUUGGAUAUGUCCAUCCCGGCGGUGGCAAAACUGAGACGCUUGUUGGACAACCUACCCAGAGAAGCUCUACCAGAUAUUGUCACCUCGAUCAUCCGUACCAGCAACCAGGAGAAGCUUCAGAUCCUGGAUGCUGUGGGUUUAGAAGAACGAUUCAAAAUGACCAUCCCCUUGCUUGUUAGGCAGAUUGAAGGUUUGAAGCUCCUACAGAAGACCAGAAAACGCAAGCAGGACGAUGACAAACAGAUCGUAGCAAUACGUCCUAUGCGGCGGAUCGGCCACAUUCCAGGUGCUAUGGAAGAUGAGGAGGAGGACGAAGAUUACGAUGAUAUUAUUAUUCUUGAGAAAAAAAUCCGAGCCUCUCGCAUGCCCGAGCAAGCUCUCAAAGUCUGCAUCAAGGAAGUUAAAAGGUUAAAAAAGAUGCCUCAAUCCAUGCCAGAAUAUGCCUUAACCCGGAAUUAUUUGGAACUGAUGGUGGAAUUACCUUGGAGCAAGAGUACUAAAGAUUGCCUGGAUAUCCGUGCUGCCAGGGUUCUUCUGGACAAUGACCACUACGCCAUGGAGAAGCUGAAGAAGAGAGUGUUGGAAUACUUGGCGGUCAGGCAACUAAAGAACAAUUUAAAGGGUCCCAUCCUUUGCUUCGUGGGACCCCCUGGAGUUGGGAAGACAAGUGUGGGGCGAUCCGUGGCAAAGACUUUGGGUCGAGAGUUCCACCGCAUCUCGCUGGGUGGAGUGUGUGACCAAUCUGACAUCCGAGGUCACAGGCGCACGUAUGUUGGCAGCAUGCCUGGCCGUAUCAUCAAUGGCCUGAAGACCGUUGGGGUCAACAACCCUGUCUUUCUCCUGGACGAGGUGGACAAGCUUGGAAAGAGCUUGCAAGGUGAUCCCGCAGCUGCAUUACUAGAGGUUUUGGAUCCCGAGCAAAACCAUAACUUCACCGACCAUUACUUAAACGUAGCAUUCGAUCUGUCUCAAGUCCUCUUCAUAGCCACUGCUAAUACCACUGCCACCAUCCCAGCGGCUUUGUUGGACAGAAUGGAGAUCAUUCAGGUUCCAGGAUACACACAAGAAGAGAAGAUAGAAAUUGCACAUCGGCAUUUGAUUCCGAAGCAGCUGGAACAGCAUGGUCUCACUCCGCAACAGGUUCAGAUACCCCAAGAAACAACACUGGUGAUUAUCACCCGCUAUACCCGAGAGGCUGGAGUUCGUUCUCUGGAUCGCAAACUGGGAGCCAUUUGCCGGGCAGUGGCCGUCAAAGUGGCCGAAAGCCAGCACAAGGAGACAAGGCUGGAUCGCUCGGAAGGGACAGAAGGAGAUUGGAAAGAACACAACGCAGAAGAGCCCAAACCGGAAACCCUCCACGACGCCUCCGACCUAGCUCUGCCCCCUGAAAUGCCCAUUUUAAUUGACUUCCAUGCCUUGAAGGACAUCCUGGGCCCGCCAAUGUAUGACCUGGAGGUGUCCGUGCGGCUGAAUCAACCAGGCGUAGCGAUCGGCUUGGCCUGGACGCCAUUAGGUGGAGAGAUCAUGUUUGUGGAAGCCAGUCGGAUGGAUGGGGAAGGCCAGUUGACCCUCACCGGGCAAUUGGGGGACGUCAUGAAGGAGUCGGCCCACCUCGCCAUUAGCUGGCUGCGGAGCAACGCAAAGAGAUACCAACUGACCAACGGUAGAGGAGGCUGAUACCAACCCGAUGUGUCCUUUUAGCGGGGGUCUCGCUACAGAUCUGUAGACCGGCUCAGCAAUCACACUUUCUGUGUUUGAGAUGCAGCCUCACCAAUGGUGGGAGAAGGUUGUGGCUUACCUGGGCAAGAUAAGUGACAAAUAAAUUUAAUAACAACAACAGCAAUAAUAAUUACUCAGAACUGUCUAUAUAUUCAGAUGCUACCUUAAUAGCUCUUAGGUCCUUGGUUAGGAACUUUUAAGUUUUUACUACUACUUACUACUACUAC
Notechis scutatus (mainland tiger snake) is the source of this 2460-nucleotide messenger RNA. The record is from RefSeq and is a predicted model, not a curated record. NCBI's taxonomy places the organism in Eukaryota, Metazoa, Chordata, Lepidosauria, Squamata, Elapidae.